AUGUCUGAAUCCCAUACAUCAGUGCAACUCCCUAUCUUAGACAUCUCCCAACCCUUACAACCUCCCUCUCUCACCUCUCUCACUAAAGCUUGCAAGGAAUGGGGAUUCUUCCACAUCACAAACCAUGGCAUAUCCAAACAACUCCAAAACAAGCUCUAUUCCAUCUCCAAGCACCUCUUCUCCAUCCCUUCACACACCAAAAUCCAGCUGGGCCCAUCAUCACAUCUCAAAACCUACACUCCCCAUUUCAUUGCCUCUCCUUUCUUUGAAAGCCUCCGAGUCUCCGGUCCCGACUUCUUCGCCUCCGCCAAGGCCUCCGCAGACGUCCUCUUCCACCCUCCCAAUCCCGAAUUCUGUAAAAUCUUGCAAGAAUAUGGAAGCAAGAUGAUGGAAUUAUCGAAAAGAAUCGCCUUGAUUCUCUUGAGUUGUUUGGGUGAUGGUCUUGAGAUGAAGUUCUACGAAUCGGAGUUCAAGAAUUGUAAUGGGUAUUUGAGGAUAAUCAACUACACCCCGCCGCAGAUGAUCGCCGAGGAAGAAGAGCUGGAAGGGCUUGGAAUGCAUACAGACAUGAGCUGUAUCACGAUAGUCAACCAAGAUGAGAUUGGUGGGCUCCAAGUGAGAUCAAAGGAAGGGAGUUGGAUGGACAUAAGGCCAUGUGAGGGGACUCUUGUGGUCAACAUUGGUGAUUUGUUGCAAGCUUGGAGCAAUGGACGGUUGAGAUCGUCCGAGCACCGGGUCGUCUUGAAGCGGCCGGUGAACCGCCUUUCACUCGCUUUCUUCUGGUGUUUUGAGGAUGAGAAGGUGAUUUGGGCACCUAAGGAAGUGGUGGGGGAAGGGAAUUCAAGGAUUUAUAGGCCAUUUGUUUGUGUGGAUUAUUUGAAGUUUAGAGAAAACUCUGAGAAAGGUAGGUUUGAGAAAGUCGGGUACACUAUAAAGGAUUUCGCUGCAGCCAUCACCACUGGAAGAUUGAAUGUGGAAUGAAUGAAGUGCCUCAUGGUUGAAAUUUGGAAGAGUGUUGGGUAUUGAUUCCUAUGAUUUCAUUAGAGGGAAAUGAUAUGGUGCAAUUCAUUUUUAACAUUUUAGUGUGUGAUUUGUGUUACCAGACAUUGAGACAAUCAGAUUGUUGAUCUAGACCAUUCAUCCAACCAGGCCCAUGUUGCAUUGGGCACUUCUCAAAAAAAAAACUGCUCAGAUCAGAUGAUCCUAAUUGCUGAUCUAUCAUUUGCAUCCACCCACUUGCACACUGCUGGUUGGAUGAUUAGGAUGGUAAAGUCAGUUCUGAUUCUAAAUUAUGGCUUAUAAAAGGUGGACCCCCAGAUGAACGGUCCAGAUCAAUGAUUGACUGUUGAAAUGUCAAAUAAUGAAAGUUGGACCAUAAUAUGGUGCACAUGAGUUGCACUGGAUCAUUCUCUCUUCAUUUGUUCCUGACUAUCUAGCCCUAGUUUUAUGUUGGAUUUUGUUACAGAGAGUGUUUCUGUGUGAUCUUAAUUUGGAAUGUGGUGAUGGUGAUGGAGUUGAAAAUAUGAAUGAACAAAGGUAGAAUAAAGAGAGGGAAGUCGGUGUUUUAAGAUGGAAGUUGGAGUAUGGUUAUUGCUUGUCUCUUGGAAGGGAAUUGGUAACAUUUUUUAACUGUAAGAAUUGUAAUAGA
Messenger RNA from Magnolia sinica, 1648 nucleotides. RefSeq names its product gibberellin 20-oxidase-like protein. The transcript is spliced from 2 exons. The record is from RefSeq and is a predicted model, not a curated record. Bases 1 to 981 code for a protein of 326 amino acids. Gene Ontology annotation, molecular function: dioxygenase activity. Lineage: Eukaryota; Viridiplantae; Streptophyta; Magnoliopsida; Magnoliales; Magnoliaceae.